CAUAAGCCCAGGGGUCGUUCCAUUCCUGACCCAUCAAUGACUAUGGGCCUGAUCUAACUUUCUUGGGCCAGACUGCUGUCGGCGUCGAUUAGUAGUUAACCCACUCCCGCCGGCGAGCGGUUGAUGGAAAACGGCAAAACUCCCCGGCUUUCCCCCUUCAUCCUUACAAGAACAAAAACCGUUUCUGUGUUCCCUCCUUUCUCUGUCUCUAACGGUUACCGGAAAUUAACGACUGCCUCCGUUUUCCUCUCGUUUCCGAAGCAAUGUCCGACGCUUACUGGAGAUACGCCGACCCGCGGCAGCCUCCUCAGCCGUCGUUGUCGCAGCAACCGCAACAUCAACAGCAACAGCAGUACCAGCAGCAGCAGCAGCCCCCGAUGUCUUCUUUCGUCGGGAAACGCCCACGUACCGGAGAAUAUGAUGUUCCUGGUGGGCGUGAUCUCUCUAAUUACUAUGGCCGUGAAGAUGAAAGAGGUGGUGGUGGUGGUGGUGGUGGUGGUGUUCGAGUAAUUAGAGAUACAGAUGCCCUUGGAUCAUCUUAUGAUCGUUACCUACGCAGUGUGCAAGCUCCGUCGUAUGGUGGUAAUGGACAAUCUGCUAGACCCAUGGGUGCAGGAAUGGGAAGCAUGGAGCCCGGGGGUGCUUCAAUGAAUGACAGAAACCUUGGAUUUGGUGGUGGAAGGAGUGAUCUUUCACUCCCUCCUGAUGCUAGCAGUACACUGUUUGUGGAGGGUUUGCCCUCCGAUUGUACAAGGCGUGAAGUUUCUCAUAUAUUUCGGCCGUUUGUUGGUUACAAAGAAGUUCGACUAGUAAGCAAGGAGUCAAGACGCCCUGGGGGAGAUCCAUUGAUCCUAUGCUUUGUUGACUUUAUGAGUCCUGCCCAUGCUGCCACCGCUCUGGAUGCCUUGCAAGGUUAUAUGUUUGACGAGCACGAUCAUGAUUCACUCCAAUUAAGGUUGCAAUUUGCUCGCUAUCCUGGUGCGAGGUCAGGUAGCGGGCAUCGUGGCAAGCGUUGAGUGACAGGAUGAUUUUGGCAGGUGACUAGUGCUUACUACACUUACUAAUCCCGCUCGACCUCUUACUACUGUUCCUGCAGUCGUCAAUUAAGUAACGAUGAAUUCCGCUAAAAUCAUCCAAACGUCUCUGUAGGACUCGGCUAAACGACAGCCUCGCUUCGAGUAUUAUGCGAUUUCCCUAAUGGAUGCGUUCACUAGGUCGAUAAACUCGAUAAUGUGUCUUCCAGUGCCGGUGGAUGUAGACGUCAUACCUUUUCUGUUGAGAGAGUUGGAAAGUUUUCGCUUUGAAUAAUGAUCUAGAGUUCUGGUAAAGUUCUGGAGGAUUUGUUGUUCCUUCCUUUGCCAUUGCGAUAAACGUUUCUCUAUGUAUUGAUAUUUACGACUAGGAGGUAAUCUCAGGGAAGAUAUACUUAUUCAAGCAAGCACAUAACUCAGAGAGUGCAUGAAGAAUGAGUUAUGUAUACUACUAUGAGUUGCCUGCCUAUAGAUCUUGUUCUUGUGCUACUCUAUUGAUGCUAACCCUUCUUUAUUAAGAAUUAUCCAGAAAUUCAAUCCUUUUCUGAUUGCAUAGGUAGAAUGUUUAUUGGACAUGCUGUUUUAUUGCUCCUUGAACUUGAAGAUGUGUUUCUGCUAGUUAGCACCUCGCCAUUGUCUGCCCCUUGUCUAUCUUUUCAGGAAUAAGUGAUUAUUGCAGGUCUGUCGCAUAUGUGUUGUUCUAACUAGUCACUUAUAGGCUUAAUAGUUUAGCAAUCUAUUUGUCAAGGGUGUGUGCUUGGUUAGUGUUUACACAGUUAGAACGGCUUCUUUUGCAGCAUAUGUUGGAAUGCCAUGCCACAACAGUAGUAUUCCACUUCUCUCUGCACUAGAAGUGUUUGCAGUUCUGGAUUACACUCCACUAGACCACUACUGCUAUGUUUUGCCAGGAAAGUUUUAGGCUAGUGCUAUGAAUUGGUUAGCAUCUUGUCAUGGUGAUGUUAUGAGUUGUUGGGCAUUAGAUAUCUCAUAUAUAUAUUCAAGUGAAGGCGUAAAAUACAGGGACUGUCUCUCUCAGUCAUAGUCCUUAGCUGACGUUUGUGCCUCUUGUGGGAGCUCCUUAGUGACUACGGAUGGUGUUUGCUUCUGAUUCUGCUGAUGCCAUGUUGUAUCUGCCACCAGACAGCCAGUUUCGUACGGCGAUCUUAUGCAGGUCUAGUGCUGCAAUCGGAUUGCACAGAUCGAGCACGGGGGUACUAAAAAGGGUGGUUUUCAAAGAUUAGAUUCUUCCAACCCUGUAGUACGCAGCAAAGAUCGACGUUGCUUUCUGAACUUACAGCUUCGUCUUCUUCGUCCACGAUCUAUAGCUAGCUGGUUGGGUUGUUGCUGACUAAAGAGUAGACAACGUGCUAGCUUUUAUGACACGGUUACUGCUAUACCCACAUCGACCAAUUUCGCUAUUGGGAGCCUUGGGAAAGCUUACAUAUGAAAGGUUAAUGAAACACAACAAGGAACAAGAAUUUGGCAAGCCAGAGUUGGGGUUUGAUAUUAUCUGGUAGUUAUCACUCGGCGCAAAUCCUCUUCUUAACAGGAUUUUGGUUCUCAAAUGAAUGUUGCUGGCUCCU
This is a messenger RNA of Linum trigynum, 2614 nucleotides long. The record is from the annotation of a GenBank genome assembly. Lineage: Eukaryota; Viridiplantae; Streptophyta; Magnoliopsida; Malpighiales; Linaceae.